Lachancea sp. 'fantastica' is the source of this 318-nucleotide messenger RNA. The record is from the annotation of a GenBank genome assembly. Lineage: Eukaryota; Fungi; Ascomycota; Saccharomycetes; Saccharomycetales; Saccharomycetaceae.
AUGUCUGACUCUAUGAGAAAGGAUUUUUCCGACAAAGCCGCUGAAGCCGUCAAGCCAGACAGCCAAAAGUCUACCUUCGAACAAGGUAAGGAAUUCGUCACUGACAAGGCCGACAAGGCCGCCGGUGCCGUGCAGCCAGAAGAAAAGAAGGGUGUCUUCCAGGGUGUCUCCGACUCUGCCUCCAAGGGCAAGGACGACGCCACUGGCAAGUCCAUGUCCGAAACCGCUGGCGAAUACGUGGACGCUGCCAAGAGCAAAUUAAACGACGCUGCCGAGUACGUUAGCAAAUCGCUACACGGCGGUGACGAAACCAAGUAA